GGAAAAUGGAUUUUGUGAGCUGGCUUGUCUGUCAGGAGAGAAUUCAGCACACUUGGUUGUUCCCGUCAGAUGCCCACAAUAAAUCUAUUUGCCUUUAUAUUUAUUUGCCUGGAAUACUGUCAAGCAAUUCCAGCGCGUGAUGCUUUUCCUAUUUCAGGGCUCAGAUAUCUUUUCUGUUAGAUGCAUAUAUCCAUUCCUCCUGCUGCAGAAUCAGUCUUUGGCAAGAAAAGUGAAGUUGUUUCAUCCCUGAAUAUUUUGACAGACUCAAUCUGGUGAGGACCAAGCAAUAGUUAAAACAGAUGCUUUUGAGUAAGCGUGUUUUACUCAGCACGUGGAGAGCCAGGAGAAUUCCUCCCCCACUCCACAGCCACGGCCACCCUGCCUCUUGCCUUUCCUCCUCCUGCACUCUCACACAUUCCCCCAGAGGCAAGGGUGCGGGUGCCUGGAAAUGUGAAAGUCACCUGAUAGGAUGCUCCCGCUCCCAUCUCUCCGCACAGCAUAAGCUCUUCUCUUCUGGUGACUGUGGAAGCAACUCUGCCAGGCUUUGCUCUGCUUAGCAGGCUGCAGAGUUUGCUGCAAAUGCAAAACUGAAGUCCAUCUUUGUACCUCUUUUACCAAGGGGCUCCAGUGUCUUCUUGCUUUCAGUUCCUGGCUUACCUCAAACCUCUCUUCUCAAAAGGUCUGUUCUGCUUCUGGAGAUGCAUCCCAAGAGGCGGCUAUGUUGGUGUCUCCCUGCUUUUGGUGCGUGGGCAUUCAUGCUCACAUUCUUAAUUACAGACACCACAGCCUGCGAGUCAGAGGAACGGCUAUUUCACAAACUCUUCUCCCACUACAACCAGUUCAUCAGGCCGGUGGAAAAUGUAUCUGAUCCUGUCACAGUGCAUUUUGAAUUGGCCAUUACCCAGCUUACAAAUGUGGAUGAAGUCAAUCAGAUUAUGGAAACCAAUUUGUGGCUAAGACACAUUUGGAAUGACUACAAAUUGCGAUGGGAUCCCAGAGAAUAUGAUGGAAUUGAAUUUGUUCGGGUACCAGCAGAUAAAAUCUGGAAACCAGAUAUUGUCCUAUACAAUAAUGCUGUGGGAGAUUUUCAGGUUGAAGGCAAGACCAAAGCCCUUCUUCGCUACGAUGGAAUGAUCACCUGGACUCCCCCAGCUAUAUUUAAAAGCUCCUGUCCCAUGGAUAUUACUUUUUUCCCAUUUGAUCAUCAGAACUGUUCCUUGAAAUUUGGCUCAUGGACUUACGACAAAGCCAAAAUUGAUCUUCUGAUCAUUGGCUCCAAAGUAGAUAUGAAUGAAUUUUGGGAAAAUAGCGAGUGGGAAAUAGUUGAUGCUUCUGGCUACAAACAUGACAUCAAAUAUAACUGCUGUGAAGAGAUCUACACAGAUAUAACAUAUUCAUUUUAUAUUCGAAGGUUACCAAUGUUCUACACCAUAAAUUUGAUUAUUCCCUGCCUCUUCAUCUCAUUCCUGACUGUGCUAGUUUUUUACCUGCCAUCUGACUGUGGUGAGAAGGUGACUCUUUGCAUCUCUGUGCUGCUUUCUUUGACUGUAUUUUUACUAGUGAUCACAGAAACAAUUCCAUCUACCUCUUUAGUAAUACCUCUUGUGGGUGAAUAUUUGCUCUUCACAAUGAUAUUUGUGACUCUCUCCAUCGUCAUCACUGUGUUUGUCCUAAAUAUACAUUACAGAACUCCAACUACACACACAAUGCCCAAAUGGGUAAAAACUGUCUUUCUUAGCCUGCUCCCCAAGGUUCUGUUGAUGCAGCGGCCUCUAGAACAGGAGAAAAAAAACAUCUCCAAAGAGAGCAAGAAAGGAUCAGCCAAAACUUCAGGCAAAGCAAAGCACAGCAAACACAAAGAUAACAAAUUACAUAAGGAGCACCGGUGUUGUUACUGUGAUAAAGCAGCCGAACUCACCUCAAUCAAAAGAAGUCGACUGAGUCAUCAGUCAUUGAAAUGGAUGGCAGAGCACACAGAGUACUCCCCAGAAGUGAAAGAUGUCAUCAACAAUGUUCAGUUCAUUGCAGAGAACAUGAAGUCUCAAAAUGAAACCAAAGAGGUGGAAGAUGAUUGGAAAUACGUAGCUAUGGUGAUUGACAGAGUAUUUCUCUGGGUGUUUAUAAUCCUUUGUGUGUUUGGGACUGCUGGAUUAUUUGUCCAGCCACUAAUAGCAGAUACAUAACUUGAGUCACUGCUUUUUUUCCACGUAUGUUUGUAUUCCAUUUUCAGUUUGGAACUGUCCCCUGUGUUUCUUUCCUCUUACACCGUCCCUCAGCAUCUAGCCUCAGUGGGAAGGUGAGAAGGGAAGCAAGCAAUAAUCCAAGGCAGAAUGAGAAAGGUACUGAAAAUGUGAAAUGAAAUUUUGGUCUUUCUAAGGCAGAGAGGCUGAGAUUUAUAGAGUACCUGUCUGUCUUCUCAAUUAGAUCUUCAGUAGCAAUUGCACCAAGAAUCACUGUAGCGGGCAGAAAUUAUUGAGUUUCUUCCAUGGUUUCAGUUCAGGGGGCCAUUGUGAGUGAUUUGUGCUAAGAGAACAAAAGUCGUACUUUUCUUUCCUCAUCACAACUCUUAUAUUUCCUCUUUCACCCCUUGUACAAUGUUAGACUUCAGCAUGGUGCUUAGUUGAGGUACCACAGUCCUACCUGUCUGGAUCAAUACUCUUUACUGUGCUUUUGGGACAAGGCAGGCAAAAAUCCAAAUAAAAGUACAAUCAAACCAAUCCCUUGACUCUGUAAUGUUUAUACAAUCCCCAUCUUCUACAACACAUGUACACAAAUGAGGAUCUGAGAUCAGCAGCACAUGUAUUUAGUUUUAUGCUUGAAGCCCAAUCAGUCUUAAGCUAUCGGUCUUCCCACUAAUGACAAACCUGCUUCAUACAUUGCAGUGCACAGUCUUGCUAACAUUG
Messenger RNA from Phasianus colchicus (ring-necked pheasant), 2903 nucleotides. RefSeq names its product cholinergic receptor nicotinic alpha 6 subunit (gene CHRNA6). Gene Ontology annotation, biological process: monoatomic ion transmembrane transport. The record is from RefSeq and is a predicted model, not a curated record. Gene Ontology annotation, molecular function: acetylcholine-gated monoatomic cation-selective channel activity; transmembrane signaling receptor activity. Lineage: Eukaryota; Metazoa; Chordata; Aves; Galliformes; Phasianidae. Gene Ontology annotation, cellular component: postsynaptic membrane.